Messenger RNA from Thyridium curvatum, 897 nucleotides. RefSeq lists its product as uncharacterized. Bases 1 to 897 code for a protein of 298 amino acids. Gene Ontology annotation, cellular component: nucleus. The transcript has a single exon. The record is from RefSeq and is a predicted model, not a curated record. Lineage: Eukaryota; Fungi; Ascomycota; Sordariomycetes; Thyridiales; Thyridiaceae.
AUGCACUGCGCGUGCCGCACGACGGCACUGAGGAUAUUCAUUCGCAAUGUUGCGCCCCUGACGCCGUCCGAGUUUCUCAGAGCCUCCUUCGCCGCACGAUCUAAGCGCGCUGGCCAGUACAGUCUGGCUGCGAAGAGCCCCAUCGCACGCUCUCUGGUCAACGGGUCGCACAGCUUCCAUGCCUCGAGUGCGCCUUGUCGUGAAGGGCCUUCAGACACUCAAAUUCCAGACGAAAGUCUGGUGCAGUCAUCAGCACAGCGGGAUGAUCAGCCGGCACCCAAAGACACUCCGUCGCCAGGUUCAAACGAGGAGAUAGACACCAAACAAGCAAUCAAGGCUGCACUGCGACGACCUGGCAAAUUUGUCAAAGUCGGAAAACCAUACGCGGCCAAAGCGGCCAAGGAGAGGGCAGAAGGCGAGGAUGGACCGCCGCCAAAGAAGGAGGACUGGCAGGUUCAGAAGCGGGCGUUGAAGGAAAAGUUCCCCGAGGGCUGGAACCCGCGCAAGAAGCUCUCCCCCGACGCGAUGGAAGGCAUCCGGGCCCUGAACCAGCAGUACCCGGACAUCUACACCACCGAAGAGCUCGCCAAGCGGUUCGAGAUGUCGCCCGAGGCGAUCCGGCGCAUCCUGAAGAGCAAGUGGAGGGCCUCGCCCGAGGAGGAAGAGGACCGCCAGCAGAGGUGGUUCAACAGGGGCAGGAAGGUCUGGGAGCGGUGGGCGGAGCUGGGCAAGAAGCCGCCGCAGAAGUGGCGCCUGGAGGGCGUGGCACGGGAUCCGUCAUAUCACGAGAAGAAGAAACAGCGGCGCCAACGGCAGGCCGGCGAGGUUCAGACCGAGAGCCCCGGCAAGCGGUACCGAUUGACGGCGCAGCAGAGGUUGUCGAGAACCUUGAUAUAA